AUGAGUGUCUGAAGAAGGGUCUCGACCCGAAACGUCACCCAUUCCUUCGCUCCAGAGAUGCUGCUUGUCCUGCUCAGUUGCUCCAGCAUUUUGGGUCUAUCCUUGCUCUUAGCCAGGUUACUCGAGAUACUUCAAGUACUAACCUGUCUACUCAAAAUACUUUUUUUUUUCAAUCUGCAUUUUAUGUCAAAUGCCGUUUAUGUUCUUCUUACGACCGGGCAAUGAUGCAUUCCAUAGUAAAGUUGCAUUUGAAGAGAGUUCUGGCGAGCAGAGGGUUAACUUCUGAUUGAGUGUAGAGGGAGAAAGAGAUUGAGGCCUGGUGUGUCUGUUGCCGCUGCGGCCACGGGAGGGAAAAGUUUGGCGAAAAGUAUUUCGCGGAAGUUUGGGGGGGGAUAAAGGAACUUUCAACCGAGCCUUUCCACGGUGAAAACCCACACUGACAGAAGAUCCGGGACAAAGGUCUCACAAAGAGCUCGGAAACUUAUGAGGAGGAACAAAAAGCACAGGAAAAUAGAAGGCACCCGCAGGAGCUCAACCCCACCCCCCCACACAAGGAAUAGUUUCGGUAUCAGAGAGACGCGGUGAGUUCCUAAUACUUGACCUCGCGCGUAUCCAAGCCAGAGACAGGAGAAGCUCAGCCUGUGUUGGACUUUGCUUGUGAUUUGACGGCGGCCGGAGAACGUUUCCCCCCUCUAUAUCUCUGCCUGGAUCCUAUUCCCACUCUCCCGCCUCGGUUCACCUGGGAGAGGAAGUCGGCUCCUUCCGGCCGUGUGAGUGGACCAGCGGGCUCGGCACCAAACUUCCUAUUGAAAGCACCUGCGUUGUAAACGGGGCAGAGAAGCAACCUCAGUGACGGGGAUAAUACAGCAACAACACAAACCCGACCGACUUCCAUGAAGUUUCAAUUUCUGGAAAAUUGCCUCUUUUUAAAACAAAGAUAGAGAACAAUCCAACAGCCAACCUGAGCGGAAAUUGGAGAAAGGAUUAAGUAUUUUGAAUUUAUUUGAACUACUUUUGUUACCAGAAAGACUGUUUCACCUGUCUUUCCAUUGUCUGAGGAUGAGGAGCGUGUAAGUGGAGUUGAGAGGAGGAUUGUCAGCAUUUGGCUCCGGAGCGAAGCGCCUUUGGCAGCGGCCCUCGCACCCAGGUGUGCGGGCGGGCAGUCAGUCGCUCACCUGUGCUCCCCGCGGCUUCUGCCACCGCCAGCAUGAAGGUGACGGUGCAGUUCGGCCGCACGGGCAUCGUCGUGCCUUGCGGGGACGGGACCCUCAGCGUCAAGCAGCUCAUUCACCAAGCCGUCCAGAGAUACUGCAAGAACACCGCCAAGGAUGCUGGCUAUUCGAUUAAGAUUCACCAUUUGGAGUAUAUGGAUGGAGGGAUACUAGAUCCAGAUGAUGUACUGAUAGAUGUUGUGGAAGACAAAGAUAAGCUUGUGGCUGUGUAUGAAGAACACGAGGCACAUCGUGCGGAUGAAGUCGCCGAUGGCAGUGUGACUGACAGGCAUAGUCCGGACACGUUUGAGAGAGAGCUUGCAGCUCAGCUUGCAGCUUUUCAACCCAUUACAGGAGAAAUCGAAGUUACCCACUCCGCGCUGAAAGCCAGCACGCCACUCCUCGUACGGCGAAGCAGUGACCCACAUCUCGUACCACCCGCUCAGUUCCAGCAAGAUGCAUCUCAACCUGAUGAUCCCAAUAACAGGAACCUGAUUGUGAAGCCAAUCAUAACAAGACCGAACUGGACACCUACAGAUGAUGUAAGAUCAGAUCUUCCGACAUCACCAGUCACGCAUCCAAAAAGCACUUUAAGUGAUUUGACAAAGAAGGUAGAGUUUUCUGGAGAUGGCGGUCCCUUGGGAAUUCAUGUGGUGCCCUUUAAUUCUACGCUGAGUGGAAGAUUCCUUGGCCUGUGCAUUCGCGGUAUUGAAGAGAAAAGUCGUUCGAGAAAAGAGAAUCUGCUCCAAGAGAAUGAGUGCAUCAUCAAAAUAAAUGACAGUGAAUUAACGGACAAAGCCUUUGUUCAAGCACAAGAGAUUUUUCGAAAAGCACUACAAUAUCCUGCUGUUGAACUCCAAAUAGUUCCAAGUUAUAACAGGGAACGCUAUGAAAAAUCUGCAAUUGGGUCUAUUCUGAGCCACAUUCAUGAGGAUGAUUCAAAAAACAAAAUUCCUCCUACGCUAGGUUUUAAGCCACCCGGCAAACCUGCAGAUUUGUUUUAUCCCAAUAAUGCUGAGGAGAGCUCACAGUUGAUUUCGAAGAAGAUUAGUAGCCCGAAACAGUUGAGGAGCAAUCACCACUCCACGCAUUCCGGGAAAGCAUCCUCACCAACAUCAAUUGGGGGACUUGGAAACAAGAAACAAGGAAAAAAGAUUAAAAUUGAUUUGAAAAAAGGUUCAGAAGGUCUUGGUUUCACAGUAGUCACCAGAGAAUCAAGUGUGCAUGGACCUGGUCCUAUUCUGGUCAAAAAUAUUCUACCAAGAGGAGCAGCAGUUAAAGAUGGGAGACUGCAGACUGGAGACAGGAUCUUAGAGGUGAAUGGCGUUGAUAUCAUGGGGAAAACUCAGGAGGAGCUGGUUGGAAUGCUGCGCAGCACUAAACAUGGAGAGACUGUUUCACUUGUGGUUGCACGCCAAGAAGAUAUCUUCAUACCCCGAGAAUUGAAGGGGGAACAGAACUGUAACCUCCCAGCUGACGAUAGAAAAGAGCACCUGACCUUUGAGAUCCCACUCAAUGACUCUGGUUCUGCUGGACUGGGCAUCAGCCUUAAAGGAAACAAAUCGAAAGAGACUGGAGCUGACCUUGGCAUAUUCAUUAAGGCUAUUCUUCAUGGAGGGGCAGCUUUCAAGGACGGGCGUCUACAUAUCAAUGAUCAGCUGAUUGCUGUUAAUAGCGAACACCUGCUAGAUAAAUCUAACCACGAGGCCUUGGAAACAUUACGACGAUCCAUGUCAAUGGAGGGAAACAUCAGAGGAACGAUCAAGGUAAUGGUGGCCAGGAGGAUGGAGAAUCCCCAUGAGGAUCGUCCGGAGAUUGGUGUUGUGCAGCUCCACAAUGCUCGCCGCAUGAACAAUCCCAGCCACAUACAUACUCAGUCACCUGAUCCUCGAGAGAGGGAAACAUUAGCCUACGACGAGGGAGAUUUUGAAGUUCCGCCUCCCAUUCCACCACAUCCAAAUGAAGAAGAAGUUAUGGGUGUGCCCAAAAUGCGGCUGUUUCGUGAAGAUAAAAGCUUGGAGCUUAAUUCCAUUUCUCGACUGCAGCAGAGAUCCCUGGAUGGAGCUUUAGAAAGUCAGCCUAGUAUCACUAUCAAGCGGCAAUCUCCUGGAAAAAUCAGCGGCUCCAAAAGCAUGGAUCUGGUGGCUGAUGAGAGUAACGUUGGAUCUCUGGCUGUGCACCAAUAUGAUUCCACGGGGAAAGAUGUGGGUCCUAUGCUGGGUUUGAAGAAGUCUAGCUCUCUCGAGAGUUUGCAGACAGCUGUGGCAGAGGUCAGGAAGAAUGAACUCCCUUUCCACAGACCCCGGCCUCACAUGGUCCGUGGACGAGGCUGCAACGAGAGCUUCAGGGCUGCAAUUGAUAAGUCUUAUGACGGACCAGAACCUACAGAUGAUGCAGAUUCUGAAGACAGUUCUCAGUCAGGCCACGAGACCCCGGGCAGUGAAUCUGCUUUGCAGGGGACCGCUGAGCUUGAAGAUGUGGAGAGCUCUGAUAGUAAGACGAAAAAAGGGAAAAAGAAGAAAGAGAAGAAAAAAAAGGUGAAAGCAAAAGGAAAGGACAAAAAGAAGGAAAAUGAGAGUCAAGAAAAGAAAGCCAAGAAGAAAGGAUUUGGAGCUAUGCUUAGAUUUGUGAAGAAAAAGGAAGACAAAGGGAAGGAACAAAAGACCAAGCAUAAAAGUGAUGUCUUGAAUGAAGAAGAGCUGGAGAGAAUGAAAGAAGAGCGUGACAGGAUUGAAGCCAAGCAUCAAGAGCUCAGAGAGAAGCAAGCACGAGAACGAUGUGAUCAGUUUCCUUCCGCUGGUCUCUCGGUACCUGACAUUGAAGACGAUGACAUGGAUCCGAACUAUGCCCGAGUGAAUCACUUCCGGCAGCCACCCUCGCCCCACGGUGGAUUCAAGCCCCCUUCCCCACUGCUGCACCUAAUGAAUCCACCUCAAAAUCUGAGUCCAGAACCAGAGAACCUGGAUGGACUGUACGCCAAGAUCAACAAGCAGCGGCCUCCUGUACCUGAAAGUUCAAGACCAACUAACAUGGAACGUAUCCACCAGCUGAGGAAGGAGUAUCACCAGGCCAGGAGGGAGGGUGCUGUUCCAUCGUACGAAGAGCACGAAGGCAGGUGGCGGCCUGGAGACUAUGAGCCCACUUGGGUACAGCUUCCUGUUAAAGGACCAAAUGGUCGCCCUAGAUUUGAAGAACUAGAACACCAGUACACCACUCUGCCAAGGCAUGUUCCUGGAGACCCAGAGGAAUAUCAGCUCCGAGCUUCCUACGGUGACAGAGAACCUCCCAGGUACCUAAGCACCCAACACCACGCCGUUGGAUACCCGCAUCAAGGGAACUAUCCGCGGCAUGCUGCUGACGCUCGCCUGGAUCCCAGGAUGCCUGAUUACGUGAGCAGUGCCAGACUACGGGAGGCAGUGUACAAUCCACCAGCGCACUACAAGGGACCCCAUAGGCAUGACGUGCCUCCGUCCCCAACACAGACUUUUAAGAUGCCUCGCUACCACGACCAGGGCAAGGUGACGUACAGGGAGGGUAGCCCGGAGCGAUACAGGUAUCCCUACCAGGAUGGCCGGCAUCAAGACCCCAGGCAAAAGAAUGGCAUGACUGCGGCUGUCUAGCCUGGAGGUGAUGCCAAGACGUUGCAUUAUCACACAAGGGCGGCACGUCAACAGGCAUGGUCCUCCACUGCUCCUGUCCCAUCAGCCAGAGAAAGACUAUUUUAUCCCCCCCUUUUAAGAAUAGGUUUAUGUCCCCGAAAUAAGAAUGAAAAUAAACCAUGAAGCGCCAUCCACCCUGACUGGGUUUUCGAACAAUGCUACAGGAAGAAGCUGACUGAAAUUAACCCUGAAGUGGGGGGAUGCUCUUCCCAUAGUAGGGACCUGAUAAUGCAAUGGCCGAUUCUUUCUCAGAAUAUCACCUCACAGCUAUGUUGAUUCGGCUGCAAGGUAUUUGGGCCUCUGUAUAACAUUAAAAGUGGCAUGCCUUAUAACUGUAUUAACGACAUGUUACUGGGCUGGAAGGUGAUCACAUGCUUCAGAUGAGCUUUUAAAGAGACUUCAUAUGAACUAUUGAACCAAAUGUAAUCAUUACCUCCUCUUCUAGGUAUUCUCCCUGUAUUACUGUAUUAUACGUUGAAAAGAUUUGCCAUUCAUAAAUAGGCAGGUCUUCGACCAUUCUGUGAAGGAUUGUACAUGAUAUUAUUGGUAUGAAUGCCAAGCCGAGAUUCUAAUGACCUGCAAAGUUUCAGUCAAGAAGAACUUUGCCAAGCCAUUGGGGUACAGACUUUAGAAGUGUGACACCAACUCUGCUUGUUUACUGCUACAUUAAGGUAUUAACCAAGAAGAAACAUUAUGAAUGCCACAGUUUUUGACCAGUUUCCCUGAUAUGGUAAAUGGUGAAUGUUUAUUGUUAAUCCACCCUCUAUUUUCUCUCAAGUAAGUAGUCUCCGUUAUCAGCGGCCCCCAAGAGUUGAUAAGUCUUCCAGCAUCUCUUUUAGAUGACGUCACUCCCAGCCUCAUUCAGCCGCAGCUAUUCAAUUUAUUAUGUCUCCACAAACCAAGCAAUAAUAUUCCUUUUAAUAUGUCAAAUGCGCCUGUAAUAUCUGGUAGAUAGCAAGAUAUAAUUUGUGAUUUCAGAGUGACUGCUAGUUUCCAAGCCUGUUCUCCAUCUGCUAAGAGAUGCCGUUUAGUAUGUUCCAGGGAAUCAUCAGCCCCCUGUCACCAUGUAAUGAAGUCAUGCAGUUGGUUUAAAAUAUAUAGGACAGCCAUAAAUGUCAGUUUAAGAGGGCUUUUGUAAUUAACUUUAAUUAAAACUGGCUUUUUUCACCUGUAAUUAAAUAGAAAAUGUAUUUCUGGGGCUUAAGGCGUAUUUUGUGCAGGAGAAAUAUGUUGAGAGAAAGAAUUAAACUCCUGGUCGCAAUGCAACUUCAGUUAGUAUCAAAUAUCUAGCAUGAUGCCAGAUCUGAUGACAAAAGGCCUCCAGUCAUACUCUCUCUUCAGUGUGGCUGGCUCGUGAAUUGUAUGUAUUGCGACUGAGCCAAACAAAUGAGAAAGGUCUAAUUGCUGAUUUAUGCUGGGCGAGAUCAUUUUGGCCAGAUUGUCUGAGUGUGGAAGGGGCAACCAGAUCUGUCAACCUGCUAUUGCUAAGUUACCCAGAUAUUUUUGCCUCUCACUCACUCGUGCCCAGCCCCACGAGGAACAUAUUUGUCUGCUAAUCCCCUGAGAUGCACCUGCUGUCACCUCCCUUGGUUCCAUGUACCUCAGUCACUCGCUGCUUAGUUGCUGAGAUAAGAUCGUGAAAAGUUACCAAGAUGAGGUAGCCAGCAAAUGGACACAAAAGGAGAUGGGAAGAAAUGCUACCUCACCAACUCUUUCCCCACUGCCCUGCCCACAUCAUGCAAUCAAUUAUUAUUAUUAUUAUUAUUAUUGUUCAAAGAAUGAAAAAAACAUCUGCUUGAUAAAUCGAUUCCCUCUGGGAUAUUGUGCAGGUUUUCAUUACAAUUUGAUUGGCCUCUGAAUGAUGCAGCAAUGGAACAAUUUACAUUUGCUUGAAGCUUUCAGUGUGUGAUUAGUUAUCAUUUUUUGAUGACCCAUUGGGUCCUGAUUAACUAAUCCAUUACAUGUGGUUUCAGUAUGCCAGAAUUUCAUUAAUGUGGUUUUCCACCACAGAAUCAUUACCUAAGAGAGAGCAAUAGAGAGAAAGAGAUGGCUGUAAUUGAAUUGUGGUCACCUUGAGUGGAUCUUGCAAUAACACUAAAGCCUGUGACAUCAUGGGAACGGGAGAAGACCUUUUAUUCCACAAGUUAAUUCCACCAUAUCUUUAUUUUUGAUGACCAUAUACUUCACCUAAUCUGUGAGUAGAAUCAAGGAGGCUCCUUAAACAGGUGAUUCUUGGUUCAUGGGAACAUACGGCAUAGAAAUGCCCUUCGGCCCACUAUGUCUGCCCUGAUCAUUAAGCACCACUUAUGCUAAAGCUACACUAAUUCUAUUUUAUCCUCCCCAACAUUCCCAUCAACUCCAUUCAGAUUCUACUACUCUCCCACUCAACCUGCACUUCUUUUUGAGAUGUUUGAGGAGACCAGAGCACCCAGAGGAAACCCACUCAGUAACAGGGUAAACUCCACACAAACAGGACCCUCAGUGGGGAAUGAACCUGUCACUGGAGCUGUGAAGCAAGAGCUCUAUUCGCUGCACAAUUGGACAGCCCCAAUGAUAAAGGAAUAGCCAUUCCUUCCCUCAAACAUGAUCUGCUGUUUGGUUAGAUUAUGGCAAAUUUGUACCGAUUUCCAUCUUAAUCUUGAAUAUCAAACUUCCUCAACAAUCCAAAUGACUGCUCUAAUUUUGUUGUGUUCCUUUACCCUGAACUUACCUAUUGAGGAAAUAUUUCCCACGGUUCUCUUUUUGCCAUCUACAAAAUUUCCUCACCUCUUCUAUUCUUAAGGGAAAGUCUCUCUUGUAGUGCCAGCCCCUACCCAAUGCCUUGAUAAAUUUGCAACAUUAAAAUUACUGUUUCAACCCAUUUUGGUGUUGUAUCCUUCAUAUGAGGUGGUCUCUAUGCUACAGUAUCUGCAGUGACAAGCUACUUUCCUGUUUCUAUUUGCAUUUUUUUUUUAAGGUCUGGAGCUUUGGCAAAUUUAGCUGUAGCUCAGUAAAUCUCUCUCCUUGCUCAUGUGAUGACACUGUGAUGGAUGCCCAGUUGCAGCACUUUGUUAAACUCUGCCUGUUCAGAAUAUCCUCAGGUGAACGUUUGAAAGCUCGGUUCUCAAGAGAGAUGAAAUGCUGUAGCAGAAGUAGAGAAUAAUGGAGAUUCAGGAGCAAAGAACAGGCUGCAAUCACUGUUAUUAAGAGUUGAAAUAUCUCCUGUAUAGAAGAAUUGACUAGGCGCGUGUGAUUGCUUUUUUCUAAUCUAAUGAAAAUGUAAAGAAGUUUUUGACAAAGUGUUCUACCCAGAACUUCAGCUUGACUUUCCUAAUUGCAUCUGAUGACUAGUUUUCUGUUCAUCGUGCCUGGAAUCUAACUUAAAUGUUGAUAUUUUAAAGAUAAGGAAUAAUGGAUAAUCCAGGGUGAUUACAAAUAUAUUCAUAAUUGAUGUCUAUAAUGUAGAAUCUGGGCUGCCAUUCAGAACGACUGCUGUUGAUCACUUGUAAAUGACUUCUGGAUAUUCAUUCCAAUGAUGGGUUGGAAUGAGAUAAUAAAGACUGUCCGGAUACUGAAA
This is a messenger RNA of Leucoraja erinaceus (little skate), 8426 nucleotides long. RefSeq names its product par-3 family cell polarity regulator beta b (gene pard3bb). Gene Ontology annotation, molecular function: phosphatidylinositol binding; protein binding. Gene Ontology annotation, cellular component: cell cortex; apical plasma membrane; adherens junction. Gene Ontology annotation, biological process: establishment of cell polarity; establishment of centrosome localization; cell adhesion. The transcript is spliced from 23 exons. Lineage: Eukaryota; Metazoa; Chordata; Chondrichthyes; Rajiformes; Rajidae. Bases 1208 to 4831 code for a protein of 1207 amino acids. The record is from RefSeq and is a predicted model, not a curated record.